GAAGCCAUCCUGAGCUCCUGGAUCCAGUUCAGCGAUGGCUCUGUGACUCCGCUGGACAUUUACGAUCCCAAAGACUUUUCCCUCUCUGCUUCAUCACUGGACGAAUCUGUCGUUUCAGCCCACCUGAGUUCUACUACAAAAUGGCCAGUGGUGGCAGCAGAAGGUGAAGGACAAGGCAUGUUGGUCAAAGUGGACAUGAUGAUCUCUGAAGCUUGCCAGAAGUCCAAGAGGAAGAGUGUCCUGGCAGUGGGCAGCGGCAGCAUCAAGGUGAAGUUCGGCCAGAAUGAUGCCAAUGCCCAUGGCGUCAGUGAUUACGACGCCGAUGAGAUCGAAAACCACGCAAGCGACCGGAGGCAGAAGGUGUUGGACCAAGAGCGGUAUGGCCAAGAUGGGCGAUACUACGGGAGUUCUUCUGCCGAACGAGAAGACGGUGCCGCACGGAAAGUCAGCACCACGGCAAAAUCUAUGAUCAAAGGCAAAGUACUGAAGAGCAACCUGGCUGGAGACAAGCUCUCCGACGAUGGGCAGCUGCAGAACAUCCCCAUAGACUUCACCAACUUUCCAGCCCAGAUCGACCUCCCCAAGAACGAUGGCAGUAUGGACGACAGUGACCUUGUGCAGGCCCCUAGGGGACUCAGUGACCUGGAGAUUGGGAUGUAUGCUCUCUUAGGGGUCUUCUGCCUGGCGAUUCUCGUCUUCCUGAUAAACUGUGCCACCUUCACGUUGAAAUAUCGGCACAAGCAAGUUCCGGUGGAAGGGCAGGCCACCAUGAGCCACUCCCACGACUGGGUGUGGCUUGGGAACGAAACCGAACUGCUGGAGAACCAAGUGGACAUUUCGCCCCCGCAGGACGAACGCACGACAAACGUCGACCGGGGGAUAGGCUCGGAGGAGAGCAACCAGCUCCUCAACGGGAGCAUGCCGAAGAGUAUCCAGAGCCAACUGCACAAGUCUGCUGACUCGGGGGGCAAGCAAGGGAAGGAGCAGAAGCUCAACCCCCCCUUGCACUCGCCCACCUCCAAGCGAAAGCGGGUCAAGUUCACCACGUUCACCACGAUCCCUCCGGACGACAGCUGUCCAACCAUCAACUCCAUCCUCAGCUGCAACGAAGAUGACAUUAAAUGGGUUUGCCAAGAUAUGGAUCUCGGGGAAACCAAACACUACAUGGAGAAGAUCAAAGAGAAAGCAUAG
Messenger RNA from Gekko japonicus, 1191 nucleotides. Its product is annotated as transmembrane protein 132C-like. Lineage: Eukaryota; Metazoa; Chordata; Lepidosauria; Squamata; Gekkonidae. The record is from RefSeq and is a predicted model, not a curated record. The transcript has a single exon. The annotation marks the transcript as partial.